Molecule: messenger RNA, 699 nt
Organism: Haliotis rubra (blacklip abalone)
Lineage: Eukaryota; Metazoa; Mollusca; Gastropoda; Lepetellida; Haliotidae
Product: protein ANTAGONIST OF LIKE HETEROCHROMATIN PROTEIN 1-like
Exons: 2
Coding region: 1-699 (232 amino acids)
Source: RefSeq, a predicted model, not a curated record
AUGGAUGUUUAUGUAAGGGAACCUCUGGAACUGGACCACAAGGUGUGCACUGCAGUCUACUGGCUUGCUUCCUCUGCCGAGUAUAGAGCUAUUGCUAAUCUCUUUGGGGGCUUUGAAGAGACUUGGGAUUUCCCUAACUGUGCGGGUGCCAUUGAUGGAACACAUAUCCCAAUCAUCGCACCAUCCUUGGCACAUGGUGACUACCUGAAUAGAAAGGGAUGGUACUCCAUUCAUCUGCAGGCAGUGUAUGACCAUCGGUACAUCAUAACGAACAUCAAUGUUGGCUGGCCCGGCAAAGUGCAUGAUGUCAGGGUUUUUGGCAACUCAGAGCUGUACUACAAGGGGGAGACAAGUGACCUGUUGCCAAAGUGGACAAAGCAGCUGCUACUACGCGACAGACAAGUGCUAAUGCCAAUCGUGAUUGUUGCUGAUGCAGCCUAUCCUUUGAAACCAUGGUUUCUAAAACCAUAUACACACAUUGCGAAACUAUCAAAGGUGCAAAAGGAAUACAACUACAGAUUGAGUCGUGCACGGAUGCCUACAGAGAAUAUCUUUGGGCGUUUGAAAGGACGCUGGACGUGCCUAAUGAAGCGUUUAGAUGUGGAUGUUGGCUUUGUUAGCACUGUCAUCACUGCUUGUGUCAUUUUGCAUAACUUGUGUGAAAUGCGUCAGGAAAACUACAUGUGGGCUGAAAUUUGA